Messenger RNA from Suncus etruscus (white-toothed pygmy shrew), 2291 nucleotides. RefSeq names its product HAUS augmin-like complex subunit 7. Gene Ontology annotation, molecular function: microtubule minus-end binding; nucleic acid binding. Gene Ontology annotation, biological process: spindle assembly; centrosome cycle. The transcript has 9 exons. Lineage: Eukaryota; Metazoa; Chordata; Mammalia; Eulipotyphla; Soricidae. Gene Ontology annotation, cellular component: HAUS complex. The record is from RefSeq and is a predicted model, not a curated record. Bases 194 to 2056 code for a protein of 620 amino acids.
UGUGCGGUUCCGUUUCGGUUCCGCCCCACUCACUUCCGUUCCGGUGUUGUCUCCGGUUCCGCCCCGUCUGCUCGCCUCGCAGAAAGCACCGCCCCCAAGUCUUGGGCUGGGCAAAAGGGUCUGGCUCCUGAUUGACAGUAGGACCAGCCAGUUAGCCUGUGACGUAGGUGGGGUGCGGUUUUGAGCGCGAAACAUGGCCAUGGCCGGGCUAGGCGCGGGCAGCAGCGAUUGCAGGGAGGACGGGAAUGAGAGCAGCGUUCUCGACGCGGCCGUGGAGGUGUACGGCAAGCUGAAGGACCUCAACUGCCCCUUCCUUCAGGGGCUCUACAUCACCGAGCCUACCACCAUUCGGGAACUGCUGUGCACUCCCUCCAAAUUCCGCCUGGAGAUCCUGGAGUGGAUGUACAGCCGCGUGGACCCCUCCUGGAAGGACAGGCUCGAGGAGCUGAAAGGUGCCCCAAUGGAGGCCAAGAUCCGAGAAAUGGUGGAGUUGGGCUCUGAGUUGCUGCUGUGUGGCCCCCGGGACCACAAGCUCCUGAAGGGCCGGGAUUGUGCCCAGAAGCAGCUGUGCUUCAUGGACCAGCUGCUGAUGGCAGGCCAGAGCUUGGCCAGCGCAGAGGCCAACUGGCCUAGUGCAGAGGAAUGCUUGGAGGACCUCCAGGACAAGAAUGAACUGCUGCUGGCCAGUGUAUUCUCUCUGGGCCACCCACAGUGGCUCCUGAGCCCCGCCUGGGAUACCUGGCCCCUGGAUGUGCAGCCCCUCCACUGUGGGCUGCACAAUGACCACAAGGAGGUGCUGCAGCCGUGCACCCCACCUGCUUGUGACUCCCUGCACUGGAACCCACACAACCAGCUGCUCCCUUUCCAGGACACUCAGGCUGGCCUUUCGGCCCGGCAGGCGCAGGAUGAAGUGAAGAAGCUGGUGGUGCAGCUUCAGGAGUCAACAAGCAGGCUGGAAACACUCAGGAGCGAGUACCAGGAACAACCUAAGCAGGAGGAGUGUGUGAGCUGGACCACGGCUGGAACCCUGGACCAGACGCUGCGCCUUGUCACCUCAGACUUCUAUCAGCUCAUCCUGGCCUUCCUGCAAGUGUGUGAACACGAGCUGGCCGAGUGCUAUCCGCACCCCAGGCCCCAGCUGCACCUCAGUGGACCUAUCAUCCAGACCAUAGACCAGAUCCUCACCUCAUACAGUCAGCUCUUGAAAGUGGUCGUGGAGGUCACUGCUGCGUCGGGCCAGGCAAUGGAGAUGGUGCAGUGGCAGCCGUGCGAGCAGCUUUGCUGGGCCAGCAGCAUCUCCGUGGAGAGUCUCGCGUUCGCUUUCCUCUCCUGUGAGCGCGUCACCAUGUCCGAGGCGUGCAGGGCCGAGACCUUUGUCUUUCUGGACCUGGAAGCCACAGGGCUCCCCAAUGUGGAUCCUGAGAUCGCCGAGAUCUCGCUGUUUGCUGUCCACCGCUCCACCCUGGAGAGCCCAGAGCGGGAUGAGUCUGGCACACCGGUGCUGCCCCGGGUCCUGGACAAGCUGACGCUGUGCAUGAGCCCACAGCGACCCUUCACAGCCAAGGCCAGUGAGAUCACGGGUCUGAGCAGCGAGGGGCUGGCACAGAGUUGCAAGGCCGGCUUCGAUGCUGCCGUGGUCAGCACGCUGCACGCUUUCCUCAGCCGCCAGCAGGGCCCCCUCUGCUUGGUGGCCCACAAUGGCUUCGACUAUGACUUCCCGCUGCUCUGCACAGAGCUGCAGCGCCUGGGCGCCUGCCUGCCUACAGAUACCGUAUGUCUGGACACGCUGCCUGCACUGCGGGGCCUGGACCGUGCCCACAGCCAUGGCACUCGUGCCCAGAGCUGCAAAGGUUAUAGCCUGGGCUGCCUCUUCCGCCGCUACUUCCAGGCUGAGCCGAGUGCUGCCCACUCUGCCGAGGGGGAUGUACACACACUGCUUCUGGUGUUCCUGCACCGUGCCACGGAGCUGCUGACCUGGGCUGAUGAGCAGGCACGCAGCUGGGCACACAUUGAGCCUAUGUACAUCCCUCUCGAGGGCCAGAACCUGGAGAACUGAGCGGACUGUGGACUGGGCACUGCCUGUACUGUGACCACCACCAGGCCCCCACUGGGAACACAGCAUCACUGUCCACUUUCCUUCUGGGUUGCCCAGAUUCCCUGCACCUGCCAGAUCUUUACCUGGCCUCACAGCUCUGGAACCUCAGGAGCCUGCCUUUGGCUACUGCUCUGGAGUGGGCCAUGGUUGAUCUGCGCCUGCAUCCUGUUUGCCAAUAAAUCUGACCUAUUUCUCA